This is a messenger RNA of Daphnia carinata, 611 nucleotides long. RefSeq names its product succinate dehydrogenase cytochrome b560 subunit, mitochondrial-like. NCBI's taxonomy places the organism in Eukaryota, Metazoa, Arthropoda, Branchiopoda, Diplostraca, Daphniidae. Gene Ontology annotation, molecular function: succinate dehydrogenase activity; electron transfer activity. The record is from RefSeq and is a predicted model, not a curated record. The transcript is spliced from 4 exons. Gene Ontology annotation, cellular component: membrane. Gene Ontology annotation, biological process: mitochondrial electron transport, succinate to ubiquinone; tricarboxylic acid cycle. The coding region runs from base 28 to 570 and encodes 180 amino acids.
UCAAACUGAUAGAUACUAAGCGUCAUCAUGUCUCUUCUGAGGUGCGUAAACUUGAGAUUACUAAGGGAGGCUACGAAUAAGUGUUCACCUGCUACAUCAGUGAGGCUGCAACAGAAACGCUGGGUAAACGUUAAAGCAAAAGAAAUGGAGAAUGCUGCCCAAGUUCUGGGAGGAGUAGAGUUCGAAAUAAAAAACAAAAAUUUGAAACGCCCGCUCUCUCCACAUCUUUCCAUUCAUAAGAUGUGGAGUAACAUGGUUCUAUCCAUGACGCAUAGGUUCACAGGCGUUUUUCUAUAUGUAAUUCCAUUUGGAUUGGCUUCAGUAGCAAUUUGGUUACCAGAAUCUUACCCAGACUAUUUGGGUACGCUGGAAGCCAUGCAUCUGAAUAAGUUCAUUAUUGCCACCACAAAAUUUCUCAUAGCCUUACCCUUUUCGUUCCACUUUUUAAGUGGAAUCCGGCAUAUUAUUUGGGAUACUGGCCAUUGGUUGACAGUGAAGGAGGUCAAUCGGUCCGGAUACAUUCUUAUAGUCCUCGCAGUUGCCUUGGCGAUUCAUCUUACAUCUUUAUAGAAACACAAAAAUCAAUAAAUAUUAAUAAUUCACCGCAGAUC